Zingiber officinale is the source of this 1022-nucleotide messenger RNA. RefSeq names its product 50S ribosomal protein L17, chloroplastic. Gene Ontology annotation, biological process: translation. The coding region runs from base 60 to 686 and encodes 208 amino acids. The transcript has 3 exons. Gene Ontology annotation, cellular component: ribosome; cytosolic large ribosomal subunit. The record is from RefSeq and is a predicted model, not a curated record. Lineage: Eukaryota; Viridiplantae; Streptophyta; Magnoliopsida; Zingiberales; Zingiberaceae. Gene Ontology annotation, molecular function: structural constituent of ribosome.
CGGUCCAAUUUCUUUCUCUGGGCCUUAUCCCUCCCCCUCUCCGCUGCUCUCCAUCUUGAAUGGCGAUGGCUUCCUCUUCGCUCUCGCCGUGGAGUAUGGCCACUCUUCGGGCCGCUCUUCCCCCGUCUCCCUCUCCUCGCCCUACUUCGGUUCGCUUCCCACCUCCUUCGUCCUUCCCUUCGUCGUCUCGAGUGGGUUCUGGUCGUGCUCGGUCCGUGCCCUUGCAGGCUUUUUCUGGCCUUGCUCCGAUGAGUCUUCUUCUCUCUGUCGGCAUGGGGGUUGAUAACUUUGAGCAUAUGCUUGGCAAUAUUGACUUUGGGAGCAAAUUCUACGCAAUGAGACAUGGAAGACGUGUUCCAAAACUCAAUAGACCCCCAGAUCAACGUCGAGCUCUUCUGCGUGGUCUUACAACACAAUUACUAAAACAUGGUAGGAUAAAAACUACCAGAGCAAGGGCAAGUGCAAUGAGGAAAUUUGUGGACAAGAUGAUAACAUUGGCAAAGGAUGGUUCUCUCCAUAAGAGAAGACAAGCAUUGGGCUUCAUAUAUGAGAAGCAAAUUGUCCAUGCAUUGUUUGCAGAGGUCCCAGAUAGAUAUGGAGACAGGAACGGAGGCUAUACGAGAAUCAUCAGAACUCUACCAAGGCGUGGAGACAAUGCACCUAUGGCUUACAUUGAACUUGUUUAGAGCUUACCGGUGCACCAUUUUUCUGAGCAAGAAAAGGGGAUGAAAGAUUCUCAAAAUUGAACUGCAUAAUUCGAGGGCAUUUUAAUUCUCCAUUCCUUGCAACCACAUUUGUAUCCUUUUGCUUCCUGUCUAUUGUUCAAGUUCUUCAAACGUCUUUAUUGCUGCAUGUAGCCAGACUUAGCAAUUAUGCUACAUCUUCGGUUGUUCUACAUCUUCAAUCUCACAGGAGGAGAAUUGUGUAAUAGAUGCUGUUUUUCCCCAGAUGAUGACCUGUUGAACCUGAGAUGUUAAGUGGAAUUGGUCAUAAUCGACUUCAAAACGUGUGUUCAAUCGAAA